Messenger RNA from Miniopterus natalensis, 1011 nucleotides. The record is from RefSeq and is a predicted model, not a curated record. NCBI's taxonomy places the organism in Eukaryota, Metazoa, Chordata, Mammalia, Chiroptera, Miniopteridae.
UUCCUUCCCUCUGGUAGAAACCAAUGGCCAUCUGUUGUUUAGUCCACUCAAAAGAGGAUGUUGAGGUUUGUUUUUCCUUCGGACUCAAGGGUGCUCAGGAGCCCCGCAGCCCCCGGCCUGUCUCACAUGAAGCGUCCCUGAGAAGGCAGUGGAUUUCGGGGCUGCAUGGAACUCCCCGCUGGACCCCAGAGCAUGGAACACAUCCACGACAGUGACGGGAGUUCCAGCAGUGGCCACCAGAACCCCAAGAGCACAGCCAAAUGGGCGGCCUCUCUGGAGAAUCUGCUCGAAGACCCAGAAGGCGUGAAAAGAUUUCGGGAAUUUUUAAAAAAGGAAUUCAGUGAAGAAAACGUUUUGUUUUGGCUAGCGUGUGAGGAUUUUAAGAAAACAGAAGAUAAGCAGCAGAUGCAGGAAAAGGCAAAGGAGAUCUACAUGACCUUUCUGUCCAGCAAGGCCUCGUCACAAGUCAACGUCGAGGGGCAGUCCCGGCUCAAUGAGAAGAUCCUGGAAGAACCGCACCCCCUGAUGUUCCAGAAACUCCAGGACCAGAUCUUCAACCUCAUGAAGUACGACAGCUACAGCCGCUUCCUGAAGUCUGACUUGUUUUUAAAGCACAAGCGAGCCGAGGAGGAAGAAGAGGAGCCCCCCGAUGCCCAAACCUCAGCGAAAAGAGCUUCGAGAAUGUAUAACACAUGAGCCCCCCAGAGCUGUCAGGACCACAGCUCCCGGACGCCAAGGAACUCACUCUCAGGACUGUGCAGGGUUUAGAGUUGCUUUGUUAUCUGCAAGGACCGAAAUAUGCAAAACCCGUCAAUGGGAUACGUGUAUUUGAUUAACUGCUUGACCAGUAAGUUUUGCAUGAUGGCUUCUCUUACAUAAAAACAACAAAUAGCUUUGAAGUUUAAGUUCACAAACACACACACGUACGAGGCGGGAAGAGUCCUUGAACACUGGACACUGAGCAUUUAGUAGCUUGAUUAAACCUCAUGCGAGGCCACCAGGUGAAACUUA